This is a messenger RNA of Suillus subaureus, 684 nucleotides long. RefSeq lists its product as uncharacterized. The transcript is spliced from 4 exons. Bases 1 to 684 code for a protein of 227 amino acids. The record is from RefSeq and is a predicted model, not a curated record. NCBI's taxonomy places the organism in Eukaryota, Fungi, Basidiomycota, Agaricomycetes, Boletales, Suillaceae.
AUGACCACCUCACAGGACACACCCUCCGUACACGAUGUUUCACUCAAAAGCAGUGAUUCAGCAUCACCCACGAUGAUAUACCACCGCCCAACAUUGCAGAUACCUCUUCCAAUUCCAGACAUCAUCUACUCCGCUGCUGGGGGUGCCCACUACUCUGGAGCGCCUGUAUCUGAGAAUGACGAUCAAGUUAUUACGUCUCCUGGAAAGCCCAGCCCACCCAUGGACGACACGAUUCGGGAUCGCAUCAUGGCUGAUCUGAAGGAGCUCUAUUGUUGUCGGCCGUCAGAAGAGAUUUUUGAAAGAACUUGGAGGCCCGAUGCAGUUUUUGAGGAUCCUUUGGUUAAAUGCGAGGGCUAUGGGCAAUAUGCUCCCCAGAGUCUCAUAGGACUUCUUCAGCCAAGGAUUGUUUCAAAAUCAGAGACGAUCUCGAGUCGGGUCAUGUCGUUCACGCGCUUACCGAAACGUCUUAUCUACUCGCAAACGCAAGAGUAUACUUUCCGGUACAUAGGAACCAAGAAGCGAAUUGGGUCUAUCAUUGUCGUAGAUUUGGAUGAUGACGACAAGAUAAUACGUAUGACAGACCAGUGGGACGGGGAGGCGUUGUCGUCUUGGUUCGGUGUCAAUCUCCUCAGACGCGCAAAUGCUCUUGUCAUGCCAUGGUUCGUUGGCGUACCAAAAACUUGA